Molecule: messenger RNA, 1396 nt
Organism: Asterias rubens (European starfish)
Lineage: Eukaryota; Metazoa; Echinodermata; Asteroidea; Forcipulatida; Asteriidae
Product: TBCC domain-containing protein 1-like
Exons: 6
Coding region: 67-702 (211 amino acids)
Biological process (GO): maintenance of centrosome location; maintenance of Golgi location
Cellular component (GO): spindle pole centrosome
Source: RefSeq, a predicted model, not a curated record
AGUUCGUCCACCCUUGUCAAUGCCCGGGUCAAAAUUCACAGAUGUCAUCAUGCCUUUAUUUACCUGAUGUCUCCUCUCAAGUUUGUGAGCAUUGAAAAAUGUCGUCACUCUACCAUAGUCCUUGGCGUUGUGGAUACUGCAGUCCACUUGAGUGGUUGUGAAGAUACCAAAGUCAUAGCAGCAACGCGGAGAUGCAGUCUCAGUGGAUCAACCUUGUGCACGUUGCAUCUUCUGACUCCAACACGACCCCUGUUGCUGGGUGGGAAUGACUCAAUAACCCUUGCUCCGUAUCACACACACUACCCGAUGUUGCAGCAGCAUAUGGCUGCAAUUGGACUUGGCACCCACCCUAAUGUGUGGGAUCAACCGCUUUGUAUUGGGCCCGAUCAUCAAGAUGAUAGCUCUGUGUUUGAGUUAAUGAAACCUGAAGACUUCUUUACUUUUGUGAUUCCUUUUGAGAUGCCAGGAGAAACAAAGGAGAUACCAGGUGGUUUACCGUUGAAGUAUGAAAGAGCUUUGAAAGAGAGGAAUGGACAAAUACAGACCUGGCAGCAGAUGGUCAAAGAGGCAGGGUUAUCCCCAAGCAAGAGGAAACAGUUCCAAACACUGGUUGAAAGUAGAUUUCAGGCUUGGUUGGACGAAAGUGGACACAAGAGGGAACUAGAUAGCUUAGUGCCGACCCAUGCAUCGCUUUCAAAGUGAACACUUUUUGAUGUGGAAAAAAAAAGAUGGCUGAUGCAACAGCCAUGUUUCCAGUGGUGUACCAUCUCGCCGUGCUACUGUUUGUUCUUUCACAGAAUGGUCAUAACCCCUGGAUGUACAGGCCUAAUGGAUAUUUUAUUUAGUCCUGUGUGGUUGAUCCAUUCUGUGUUAGAGACUAUGCAGAGCACACUGUCAAAAGAUGCAUCAAGUCGUAAAGCAACUGGUCCCCAGUCAUUCUUCUUUGAUUUUGUGAUACGUCUAACUGUAUGCAGUUUAGGGUGACCAUACAAAAACAUGAUUAAUUCGAAAUGUAUUAUGUCAAUACAAAUGCAAUUUUUCACGUGCAUAAGUGCCCUACAAGCGCUCACAAUAUUUUGACAAGCUUGCUUGAGGAGCAGUCACUUUUGCAACAUUGCUUUUGAGUGCUUUCCUUCAAGGGGUUAGUGGCGAGAGAUACCAAAGUGGGAUGCUACCCAUGGUAGUGAGGCUGGUGAUGCAAGGACUUGAUGAUGUCUAAAGUUAUGUAACUUAAACUGAAAUUGCCAAAGUCUGUAGUAGACCAUACCUGUGAAUGUGUGGCCAAGAUAUUUCAUUCUGAAUGCUGGAUAAAUCUAAGGUCUUUAAAGUCACUGGACAGGUUUGGUAAUUGCUCAAAAUAAAUAUUACCAUAAAAACUUACUUGGUAACAAGUAAC